UCUCGAGAAACGUUCAGCAUUGACUGAACUAGUUGCAGCUGGAGACUUGCAGAAUAAACAUGCGUUUCUCUAACUUGCUCUUUAUUUGUAUUGUGACAUUAGGAUCAUCUGAAUUCUGCUCCGCAGGACCUCUACACGCACAGUGCAAAGUCGAGUGGUAUUUCAGUCUCCCUUGCAGGAGUGUGUAUGAAGCUCUGGUCACACAGAUUAAAAAGUGGAGGACAGUCUCGACCUGUGCCAUGGGAGGAGAGAAGUGUCUCUACAAGUUGCAGUCUGCAUCUGUGCACUUCAUAUCAGCCAAACACACAACGCCAGUAAAAAAAUAUGUUGAUGACAUCAACUUCAGACUCGUCUCCUAUGGAUUUUUUACACAUUGCCACGUGUCUGCCAUGUCAGUGUCAGAGACCUGGUAUGUUGUCACAGAUCACGGCACCAACUAUUGUAACCUCUACAACUUAAUGGAAGGCAGCGGUCUUACUGAAGCUCCAGGAUAUAAAGAGAUCACCAGUGACUUCCUGUGCACUCAACGGUCAUCUGCUAACUGUACCGUCUACUAGCACUGACACAUGUUCAUACUUUUUAUAUCGAAAUUGGAAUUUAGUGGCUUUUACACUCUAAGAAAGGUUCAAUGGUUUCUUAAA
This is a messenger RNA of Rhinichthys klamathensis goyatoka, 641 nucleotides long. RefSeq lists its product as uncharacterized. The transcript has 5 exons. The record is from RefSeq and is a predicted model, not a curated record. Lineage: Eukaryota; Metazoa; Chordata; Actinopteri; Cypriniformes; Leuciscidae. The coding region runs from base 60 to 557 and encodes 165 amino acids.